ACCAUUUCAUUUGAUUUGCUUUCCUCUCAACUUGUUUCCUUCAUUUUCUCUGUUCAAUCCUUCUUUCCAUCGUCUUCUGCUGCUACGCUCUGCACCGCAUCUUCACACCCCUUUACACAGAUCACCUCGUCCUCACACGUUUCUCAUUUCUCACCGUUUCUUUUGAUUUGAUUUGAUCCCAACUCGUUACCUCCAUUGUUUGCAGAUCCAUCCUUCUUCGCUACUCUCUGCACCUCAUUUUGCCUCCCUUUACUAAAAAUCAGCUUAUUUUCACUAUUCUCAUCUUUUGUUUCAUAUCCUCAUCUGAUUCAUUUGCUUCUUUUGUUCCUUGUGUCUUUAUUCCUGUUUGGCACCUAUAUAUUUUUCCAAACUCCAAAAAAAGAAAAAAGAAAAAGAAAAAAAAGAAUUAGACGAUGGCCGAGCCUUGUCUUUGUGCGGUUUGUCAGAAUGCUGCUGGAAAUUUUGUUGGGAACUUGUUUAGUGGAAUUUUCACUCUUAUCUCAAAGCCAAUUAUUCUUGUGAUCAAGUGCGACAAUAAUGUUGACUAUUUGAAGAACAAAGUUGCUGAGCUGAAGAAUAAGAGAGAGACUGCGAAGAAGUAUGAUGAAACUGUUGAGAGAAGAGGGGAAGAGAUUAUACCAGAGCUCAGGAAUUGGCUGACCAGGGCCAACAAUUGCAUUGAAGCUGCGGAGAAAUUAGUACCUGAUGCUGCAGAGAAAUUAGUACCUGAUGCUGAAGGAAAUGCCAAGAAGAAGUGUUUCUUUGGGCUGUGUCUCAAUCCCAAAUCUCGUUACCAACUCAGCAAAAAAGCUAAGGAGAAUUCUGAGGUUAUUGUUGAUCUUGUGAAUAAAGCUCGUGAAUUCGACCUCCCACUUUCCCACAUUCAUGCUUCACCAAAAGAAGUGGCCGCGCCUGUCAAAGGUUUUGAGGACUUUUACUCAAGAAAGGAUGUUCUGGAGAGGAUCAUGGAGGCACUGCAGAGUCGAAGCAGCAGCAUUAUAGGGGUGCACGGGAUGCCUGGCGUGGGGAAGACGAUGCUGGCCAAAGAAAUAAAAAGAAAAGCAGAGCAAGAGAAGCUGUUCGAUGUGGUAGUUAUGGCUCUUGUUUCAAAGAAGGCAGACUCGAAAAAGAUUCAAGAGGAAAUUGCCCGUGGCUUGGGUCUAGAUCAGCUUCCUAAUGAAAUUACAACUCAGGAUGCGGCUGAACGUAUUAAAGAGAGGCUGAAGAAAAUGAAGAAAGUUUUAAUCAUUUUGGAUGAUAUUUGGAGGCCUGGAAUAGAUUUGGAGGAGCUUGGAAUUCCUCUUAGAAACGAGCCAAAAGAGAUUGAGGGGAGCUCGUCAAGAGAAGAACAUGUAGAAUGCAAAAUUCUGCUGACAUCCAGAGAUUCUGAUGUUUUAUCAGAUCUGAUGGAUUCUCCACUGAACUUCUCACUUCAUCAAUUAGAAUCUGGAGAAGCAUGGGAGUUGCUUAAAAAGAUAGUUGGUGACAGAGCUGAGAGUAAGGGGCUACACGAUACGGCCAUUGAGAUUGUCCGGGAAUGUGGGGGCUUGCCCCUUGCAAUUACAACAAUGGCAAAGGCUUUGAAAAAUAAGGAGCCUUACCAAUGGAGGGAUGCUUUGAGAAAACUAAGAAAGCCCUCUUCGGAAAACUUCCAUGACAUACCUGCAGAGGUUUAUUCAGCUAUUGAGGUCAGUUACUCUAGUUUGGAAAAUGAGAAGCUCAAGAAAACAUUUUUGCUUUGCUGCCUAAUGGGUCACAAGGCUUCAAUUCAAGACUUGUUGAAGUAUGGUGUAGGCUUAGGCUUAUUUGCUAACACCAUAGAGGAAGCACGAGAUGAAGUAUUUACUUUGAUAAGCAAGCUCAAAGCCGCUUCUUUGCUCAUUGAUGAUUAUGACAAUGAUCAUUUUGAUAUGCAUGACCUUGCUCAGGGUGUGGCUGUAUCAAUCGCAAGUAGGAAUCGUCAUGGGUUGCUGGUAACAGGUGAUCAUGCACCGAGAGAGUGGUUAGACAUGGAGGCAAUGAAAGAUUUCAAAUGGAUUUGGCUGGAAAAGGCUAAUAUUAAUGAGCUUCCUGAUGAGUUUGAAACUCCUCUGCUUACUUUUUUUUGUUUGAAUAAUAAAGAUACUUCUCUGAAAAUUCCAGCAGACUUUUUCAAGGGAAUGCAAAGACUGAAGGUAUUGGAUUUGACUAAAAUGCAUAUGACAUCCCUGCCUUCAUCGAUUAGCUUCUUAAAGAAUCUGCAUACAUUUUGUUUGUAUUGGAGCGUGUUGGGGGACAUACGUAUUAUUGGAGAGCUGAAGAAUUUAGAAAGUCUUACCCUUAGGGGGUCUGAUUUUGAAGAGCUUCCAGGGGAGAUUGGGCAGCUGACUCGGCUAAAGUUAUUAGAUUUGAGUGACUGUGCUAAACUCAAAAUAAUUCCCCCAUGUGUCUUGGCAAAUAUGUCCAGAUUAGAGGAACUGUACCUGGGAAACAGCUUCGACGGAUGGGAAGUUGAGGAAAAUGAAAAUCAAAGAAAUGCGAGCAUUGCUGAGUUGAAGCAUUUGAAGAAAUUGACUAAUUUAGAGGUGGGAAGGCUGGUAUGGUUACUUUGGAAGCUCAAAAAUACUGAAGUUGCAUUUAAAUGCAUCCAUUAAUUUUAACUAUUUAGUUAAAAUGUUGUUGAAGAUGACUGAAGAGCUACAUCUAAGGGAGUUGGCAGGUGUAAAGAAUGUGGUUGAUGAGUUAAAUACUGAAGGUUUUCCAGAUUUGAAGUAUCUCCAUGUCCAUAAUGCUCCAGAGGUUCAACAUAUCAUUAAAUCAGUGGAGGGGGUUCCUUUCAAUGCAUUUCCCAGCUUGGAAGAAUUAGUUCUCCAGAAUUUGAUUAAUUUGGAGAAGAUAUUUCAAGGCCGGCUCAGAGACACAGCUUUUAACAAUUUAAGAACUAUUGCUAUUGAAUGUUGUCAUAAGGUAAAGAAUUUGUUCUCUUCCUCUAUAGCCAGACAGCUUCUCCAUCUACAAGAAAUUUCAGUGACAGAU
Messenger RNA from Rubroshorea leprosula, 3015 nucleotides. Lineage: Eukaryota; Viridiplantae; Streptophyta; Magnoliopsida; Malvales; Dipterocarpaceae. The record is from the annotation of a GenBank genome assembly.